GGCUAAUCGUCACAUGACUUUCGGGAGACAAAAACAGGAAGAGUUUGCUCUGUCGAUGCGAUAAAUAUACGGAGUAUAAAUGUAUAUUAUGUGAAUUAAAGACGUUAUAUAUUCUUAGAGUUAAUUGUACUUAAACCUUUCAUUCCGGUUUUACGUCUUUCAACCAUUGUACACACUGGCAUGCGUUGCUCUAGUCCAGAGGAACUACUUGAGAUUUUGUUGAAUUUGCGAAAGUCUGGUUCCUGCAAUAAGGUGGGAGAUCAUCAUGGGUUCUGCGGUGGAGAGAACCGAUGAACAUGUGAGGGAAUAUUUGAUAUAUCGUGGCUUCACCAACACUCUGAAACACCUGGACAGCGAGAUAAAAGCUGACAAGGAGAAAGGCUUCAGGGUGGACAAGAUCAUUGAUCAGCUGCUUCAGUUUAUCCACAGUUUUGAACUGUCUGGCCUGAAGGACUACUGGCUCUACUUAGACCGACGCCUUUUCUGCAGAUUGGAGGAUGUUUACCGAGCCACUGUGAACAAACUAAGAGCAAGUCUGUAUAGAUACUAUGUCAUCAACACCAUCCAGAAAGGAAACUUGGAGAAGACUCAGGAGUUUUUCCAGAAGCAGGCUAUGGAGCUGCAGGGUCAAUCUGAGUGGCGUGAUUGGUUCAUCUUGCCAUUUAUUCCCGCGCCUGAACAGAACCCGGCGUUCGCUCCAUAUUUCUCCCGCCAGUGGUCGGACACCUUCCUGGUUUCACUGCACAACUUCCUUUCUGUGCUCUUCCAGUGUAUGCCCCAACCAGUGUUGCUGAGUUUCGAUGCAGAGGUCCAGAAGACAACAAGCCUCUCUGAGGAGAAUGAGCAGCUUCGACAUCUGGUCUUUGCCUUGCAAACAGAAAGUCGAGACCAGAGAGAUGGAGACGAGGUGGUCCAUCAUAAACUUCCGCUGUAUGUCCAGAACAUGGACCGACUGGGAGAUACUGAGCUUGACUUAGUGUCAAGCCAGCGGGCUGUCAGUGUUACCACCACACCAUCCAGGAACUUCUUCUCAACAUUCCUACCACAAGGUCGGCGCGCCCCUGGAGCAAAAACGCAGCAGGUAACUUUGGUAUCUUCACCAAGCCAGGCAGCCGUCGGUAGAAAGGACCAACCAUCAAUUCAGUCUUCAAAAUCUAGGGAUGCAGUCCAAGUGAAAGAAGCGAAACAAGCAUCCAGUCAACCAUCAAUCAGUGAACCAUCAAGUUUUCAAUCCCAACAUUUAAGCCAGCAGACAAACCAGCCAACACAUUCACGGCAUAAAAAAAUCCAAACUCAUGAAAAAGAGCGGAAGGAGCUUUUCUCAAAAUCAUUAUCACAGUUUCAAGAGAAAAAGGGGGAGGUAGGACAGGUGGAGCCUCUAAAUGAGACAUCUGCCGAUGCUCCUGACUCCUCAAGCAGCAGAAGCGAAGGAAGAGCACUAGAAGGUGUUGCAGUAUCUGUAGAGCAGCCAUUUAUCAAACUCAGCCAGGAGGAAUAUGGAGAACAUCAUUCCUCCAUCAUGCACUGCAGGGUCGAUUGCUCUGGUCGCAGAGUUGCCAGUUUGGAUAUCGAUGGCGUUAUUAAGGUGUGGUCAUUCAAUCCCAUCAUGCAGACCAAAGCCACCAUCAUGUCCAAGUCUCCUCUGCUGUCCCUUGAGUGGGCAACAAAACCUGACAGACUGUUGUUACUAGGUAGUGGCGUUGGAACAGUACGGCUCUAUGAUACGGAAGCGAAGAAGAAUCUAUAUGAGAUGAACAUUGAUGAAACUCAUCCACGUAUCUUGUCAUUGGCCUGCAGUCCCAGUGGUUCAUCCUUUGUUUGUUCAGCUGCAGCUGUCAACAGGAGUGGACUUGCUGAGCCUGCUCAUCGUCUCCCCAUGCAAGUGUCCGGACAGUUACUGCUUUGGGACACCAAGACAGUGAAACAACAGCUCCAGUUCUCUUUAGAACCUGACCCAGUGGCCAUUAACUGUACAGCCUUCAAUCACAAUGGAAAUUUGUUGGUAACCGGAGCUGCAGAUGGAGUCAUCAGACUCUUUGACAUGCAGCAGUAUGAGAGCGCUAUGAGCUGGAGGGCACAUGAUGGGGAGGUUUACAGUGUUGAGUUCAGCUACGAUGAAAACACCGUCUUUAGCGUCGGGGAAGAUGGCAAGUUCAUCCAGUGGAACAUCCAUCGGUGUGGAGUAAAGCAAUCAGAGCAAGUUUUACCUCAGGAGGCCACUGGGCCAUUUGUCCUGGCCGGGUUCAGCGGAUAUAAACAGGUGCAGGUUCCCCGAGGUCGCCUCUUCACCUUUGACUCAGAAGGACAACAUGUCCUGACUUGUUCAAGCUCUGGAGGAAUCAUUUACAAGCUGACUAAUGGAGAACCUGCCCUGGAAAGUUUGCUGUCCCUGGGUGGACACAAAGCACCUGUGGUGACAGUUGACUGGUGCUCAGCAUUGGAUUGUGGUACCUGCCUCACAGCCUCUAUGGACGGAAAGAUCAAACUAAGCACGCUCCUUGCACAGAAGUCGUGAUUCAAAUCUUGGCUACUACACAAGGCCACAGGUUAUACAAUAUAUAUUAAGUGGAAUAGACUUAAUAGAUUAAUAAUUUCCUAACAGAGAUUAUUGCAGUCAGUGUUAGUAGUUUCACGAUGCGAUUCAAACCUGUUCAACAUUAGUACAAUAUUAAAGUCCAAAUGGAUUUUCAA
This is a messenger RNA of Syngnathus typhle (broad-nosed pipefish), 2691 nucleotides long. It is a transcript of the gene wdr91, whose product is annotated as WD repeat domain 91. NCBI's taxonomy places the organism in Eukaryota, Metazoa, Chordata, Actinopteri, Syngnathiformes, Syngnathidae. Gene Ontology annotation, molecular function: phosphatidylinositol 3-kinase regulator activity; protein binding. Gene Ontology annotation, cellular component: extrinsic component of endosome membrane; early endosome membrane; late endosome membrane. The transcript is spliced from 18 exons. Gene Ontology annotation, biological process: early endosome to late endosome transport. The coding region runs from base 266 to 2515 and encodes 749 amino acids. The record is from RefSeq and is a predicted model, not a curated record.